This is a messenger RNA of Branchiostoma floridae (Florida lancelet), 1031 nucleotides long. RefSeq lists its product as uncharacterized. Bases 298 to 696 code for a protein of 132 amino acids. The transcript is spliced from 4 exons. NCBI's taxonomy places the organism in Eukaryota, Metazoa, Chordata, Leptocardii, Amphioxiformes, Branchiostomatidae. The record is from RefSeq and is a predicted model, not a curated record.
AUGCCACCGCCCCAAUUCUACGUUUGUAGCAAACUCGACGUUUCUAGCGCAUUAAAUGGGUGUCGACAGUUUCGGAACAGCCGCACGUGACCCACGCGCCGGGCCCUGACCAAUGGCAACGAAGGUCCGGUGGCGCCAAAGUUUCCGCGACCCAGCCAAUCAGAUUGCGCUGCUGAGUGACAUCAUGCAUAUAUUACUAGGCCGUGAGGAGCGCGAUCAUCUUCUGUCAUAAUUUCAUCAACAGCAACAGUUUCGACUUCUCUCACACGCUCUACUCGAUUUUUCUUCUCCAUCUAGAUGCCAAAGAAGAAAGCCAUGCCGGCGCCCGCGUCCAGGACCCCGACUGCACAAGAGACCGCCCUGGAGACGCAGGCGAUCCUCCAGCUUCGCAGUAUCGGGAACGGCUUGGGCUAUCAGCGGCUCAGCGCCAGGGUCGUGACGGCGUUCAGACAAUACCGCUACGUAGUCACAAACAUGCAGAGGCGCAACCGGGUGUACCGUGCCCUCAGUGGCCUCUUGACAUACGGCCUUCGACGCGCUCCCCCGGGUACGUACUACUUGUACAGUAGCGAGCUGCUCAACAUCGUACGUGAUUGCUACCCCUCUGGCGAGGACGUUGCUUGGCUCCUGAACAACAGCAACAACCAGCCCACCCUGGACGUCGAGGUGUCCGAUCUUUUUGACGACAAGCCCUGAACAGCAGGCUCUACCACCAGAUGCCCAUCGUUCUUGGCCUCUGUUUGUUUAGAAGUAUUAGUUUUUCUUAGGUUUUAGACAUGUAGUUUUUUCUUAGGUUUUAGACAUGUAGUAAACACUUUCCCUGCUUUUUUCAUCAUUUCAUACCCCUGCCUAUCCUAUCCUACUCCACUUUGUACAGUAUUCAGCAGAUUAUUUUUAUAAAGGAGAAGUACAAUCUUCAACAUAGUAUUUUUAUAAAGACAACAUAUUACAUGUAUAUCCAUAAUAUGUACAGUGUUCUAAACAAGAUCAUGCUAAAUAACAGGAAAUGGAAAAUAAACAUGAGCACCAUA